UUGAGUUUGAUUUUGUACUAAUGUGUUUAAAUUGCUUUCGUUUGAUUCAUUGAAUUUAAAAGUUAAAUUAACGAUAAUUUCAUGUCUACCAGAAUCAUCAUGGUAACACCAAGUUCUGAAUCUUUAACCAGUCGAUCACAUUUUAAUAUUCAACAAAUUUUGGGCUUAGAUGAAUCGACAACCUCAUCGAUUGUAAUUAACCAGUGUGAUUCAGGUCGAAGUACACCAAUUGUUGAACCGAUCGAUUGUGACGAAGAUGAAGAUGAGGAAGUGGAAGUGGAAGGUGAAGAAAUUGAUGAGGAUGAAGAAGAUGAUGAUAGUGAUGGUGAUGGAACAAUUUGUACACCAACACCAACACCGAUAAUAAUCACUAAUGGUGGUUGGAAUUCACCAAACGAUAAGAAAACUAAAUCCAACGACAAUUGCAACAGUCCCAAGACUAAAUCAGCAUCGUUAUCACCUCAGCCUCGACCAUCAUCAUCAUCAUUAUCACCAAACAAUCAACAAAAACAAUCUCCAUCGAAUCAAAUUAAAAGCAAUAAUGAAGAGGCUAAAUCGUCAUCAUCAUCAACAUCAUCACAGAAAAGUAAUGGUCAUGAUAAAGUUCAGAAUAUGGAUUCUGAUCAAAAUCAAACACCGACUCCAACUUGUUCCCCCUCAUUAACACCUCAUCAACAGCACCAACAACAGGGUUUCCCACAUUUUCAUCAGCAUCCAUGUUGA
Molecule: messenger RNA, 723 nt
Organism: Panonychus citri (citrus red mite)
Lineage: Eukaryota; Metazoa; Arthropoda; Arachnida; Trombidiformes; Tetranychidae
Exons: 1
Coding region: 82-723 (213 amino acids)
Source: RefSeq, a predicted model, not a curated record